Molecule: messenger RNA, 1014 nt
Organism: Cyclopterus lumpus (lumpfish)
Lineage: Eukaryota; Metazoa; Chordata; Actinopteri; Perciformes; Cyclopteridae
Product: 5-hydroxytryptamine receptor 3C-like
Exons: 8
Coding region: 26-985 (319 amino acids)
Biological process (GO): nervous system process; monoatomic ion transmembrane transport; regulation of membrane potential
Cellular component (GO): synapse; membrane; neuron projection
Molecular function (GO): extracellular ligand-gated monoatomic ion channel activity; transmembrane signaling receptor activity; neurotransmitter receptor activity
Source: RefSeq, a predicted model, not a curated record
AGUUAGUCCAUCAGAAACAUCGAGCAUGAGUCCGUCUCAGAGGAGCAUCAUCUCAGGUUUACUCUUAAUGUCAGUGUCUCUAUGUUGCAGUAAACUGUCCUGUAAAGAAGGCCACAGCGGUCCAACACAUGAGUCCAUGCAGGCCGUGUUUGACCGAGAAGCCUUCAGGCCAGCAGUGAACCUCAGCAAUCCUACCAUAACUAACAUCUCCUUCACCCUGUACGCUGUCCUGGGGGUGAACGAGAAAACCCAAAUACUCACUACUUUUUUGUGGCUGAGACUGUACUGGCAGCAUGAGUUCCUGGUUUGGGACCCUGAUGAGUGCGACGGUGUCAUCAAGAUUUCUCUCCCUGUGAAGAAGCUCUGGUCUCCUGACAUCAUAGUUUAUGAGUUUGUGGAUGAUGAUGUUUCCCAAGCGUGCCCUUACGUCUAUGUCAACCACACAGGUCACAUCCGUUGGGACAGGAUGCUUCGGCUCGUCUCAGCCUGCAACCUGAAGAUCUUCAGUUUCCCUUUUGACAUGCAGAAUUGCACAUUUACAUUUGGCUCCUACAUGCAUACUAUAAUGGAUGUGAGGGUCAGUCCAGCUUUGACCUUUCAGGAGAUGUCUCGAAACUCAAAGCGUUACCUGGAAGCCAGUGGGGAGUGGGAACUGGUGGACAUACUGGGAGAGACCUCAAUCCUCAAGUUUGGGGUCGACGAAUGGGACAUUAUCACCUUCUGGGUGGUCAUAAAGCGACGGCCGGUGCUCUACGUGGUCAAUCUGCUGAUCCCCAGCUCCUUCCUUAUGCUCAUCGACAUCCUGUCCUUCUACCUGCCCCCCCAUAGCGUUGACCGCGCCUCCUUCAAGAUGACUCUCAUCCUGGGCUACACCGUCUUUCUGCUCAUCAUGAACGACCUGCUGCCCAGCACAGCAAAUGGCACACCCAUCAUAGCCUUUUGGAGACGGUCAUCAUUACGAAUGUCCUUCACCACAACUCCAUGAAAUAUCAAGAGGUUCCAAACUGGGUCAGG